Molecule: messenger RNA, 941 nt
Organism: Arabidopsis arenosa
Lineage: Eukaryota; Viridiplantae; Streptophyta; Magnoliopsida; Brassicales; Brassicaceae
Source: the annotation of a GenBank genome assembly
UUUUCCCAGAAUCAACAACCAGAUCUGCUUUCGAAGACUCGUAGCUAUAGCCAUGGAGAAACCGUACGGAUACGCGAGCGUGAGCAUGAGCGGCAUAGAUCGUUCCGCGGGGAAGGAUAUUGAUCUUGAGAUGGGAGUCGGAGAAGCGACGCUUUACCCUGGGCUAAGUUACGGCGAGAAUCAACUCCGAUGGGGAUUUAUUCGUAAGGUCUAUGGAAUUCUCUCGGCUCAGCUUCUUCUCACGACGCUUAUCUCCGCCGUCGUUGUUCUUAAUCCUCCUGUUAACGAUGUCUUAACCGGAUCUCCUGGAAUUCUUCUCUUCCUUUGCAUCGUUCCCUUCAUCUUAAUCUGGCCUCUGCACAUUUACCACCAGAAGCAUCCUAUUAACCUGAUUCUCCUUGCCCUCUUCACUAUUUCGUUGAGCUUCACUGUUGGUGUCAGUUGUGCGAUGACAGAAGGAAGAAUUGUGCUUCAAGCCUUGAUAUUGACUCUGUCUGUGGUUGGAUCUCUAACCGCAUACACUUUCUGGGCUGCAAAGAAAGGGAAAGACUUCAGCUUCCUUGGACCCAUUCUCUUCACCAGCCUCAUCAUUCUUGUUGUGACCAGCUUCAUCCAGAUGUUCUUCCCUCUUGGCCCGACUUCUAUUGCCAUAUAUGGAGGAAUCAGCGCCUUGGUAUUCUGUGGAUACAUAGUCUAUGAUACCGACAACCUCAUCAAGCGUUUCACAUAUGACGAAUACAUCCUAGCAUCAGUGGCUCUCUACUUGGACAUCCUCAAUCUCUUCUUGACCAUAUUGCGUAUACUGAGGCAAGGUGACAACUGAAAGGCAUAAAACGAUGCUUCGGUGAUGUGAUCCGAUUUAUAACUAAAAGCAGAAUCCAAUUGUCUUUAUUUGUGUGUAUAACUGACUUCUGUUUUGGGAAUUAAGUAUAUGAUGCUAU